Molecule: messenger RNA, 3598 nt
Organism: Leopardus geoffroyi (Geoffroy's cat)
Lineage: Eukaryota; Metazoa; Chordata; Mammalia; Carnivora; Felidae
Gene: BMP3
Product: bone morphogenetic protein 3
Exons: 3
Coding region: 690-2117 (475 amino acids)
Biological process (GO): osteoblast differentiation; SMAD protein signal transduction; BMP signaling pathway
Cellular component (GO): extracellular region
Molecular function (GO): cytokine activity; growth factor activity
Source: RefSeq, a predicted model, not a curated record
UGCUGGUUACUUCCCCCUUCCCUUCUCUCCCUGCUAUAGCAGGGUCCAAGCUGCCUGCGAGGGACGGGGCGAGAUUGGCUGCGGACUGUACAGAUCAGCCAAAGAACGAAGUAGUCUCUCUCUCUCUCUCUCUCUCUCUCUCUCUCUCUCUCUCUCUCUCUCUCACACACACACACACACACACACACACACACUCAAAACUCGGACCUGCCGCACCACGGCCGCUCCAAUCCCUGGAAAAGGCAAUCGAGCGCCCUCCGGACCGCUGCGCGCACCCGGACUCCGGCAGUGCGCCGGACGCAGCGCUGGUGCUUUCCCCAGCGCCGCCGCUUAGGCUGGCUGUUCUGGAAGAUAAAGAGGGGAGGGAGGAUAGAGACAGAUCCUGAAAACACGGCCACACACGCCGCGACUGAAGCUCUUUCUCGGCGUACCAGUGAGGACGGCUCCAGCAGCGCCCUGCCCCGGGGAGGUCCGCGCGGCUGCCCGGGAAGAGCCCACCUGCCGGUCCGAGAUCGGCCAGGGCAAAAAGCGCGACUUGCCGGUGUCCUGCUCAAGCAGUGCCUGGAGCCCCCGGCGCCCUCGCCCCAGCUAAUUUGAAGUUCAACCCUCGGCUCUGUCGCGGGCCCCUCGCGCCCUCGGCGUGUCCCCCCGCCACGCGGGGAGCGGACGCGCGGCGCCGGGACGUCGCUAUGGCUGGGGCGCUCCGGCUGCUGUGCCUGUGGCUAGGCUGCUUCUGCGUGAGCCUGGCGCGGGGAGAGGGACUGACGCGCAAUGUCCCGGAGCCGCACAGGGCUGUGCCAGGAGACCGCACGGCAGGUGGUGGCCCCGGCCCCGUGCUGCAGCCACACGACAAGGUGUCGGAGCACAUGCUGCGGCUCUAUGACAGGUACAGCGGCGGCGGCAGGGCCGAGGCGGAACGGGCGCAGCGGUCCUCCGAGCGGGGCUCUCAGCCCCUGCGCCCCCCACCCCUGCGCGAAGGCAACACGGUUCGCAGCUUUCGAGCCGGAGCAUCAGGAACCCUUGGAAGCAAAGGACUACACAUCUUUAACCUGACUUCUCUAACCAAGUCUGAAAACAUUUUAUCUGCCACACUGUAUUUCUAUAUUGGAGAGCUAAUAAACAUCAGCCUGAGUUGUCCAGCAUCCCGAGGAUGCUCACCUCAUGCUCAGAGGAAACACGUUCUGAUUGAUCUCUCUGCAUGGAUCCUCAAAUCUGACAGAAACCAAAGUCAACACCUCGGUCACCUUUCAGUAGACGUAGCCAAAUCUCAUCGAGACCUUGGGUCCUGGCUGUCUAAAGACAUCACUCAGCUCUUGAGAAGGGCCAAGGAAAAUGAAGAGUUCCUCAUAGGAUUUAACAUUACCUCCAAAGGACACCAGCUGCCAAAGAAGAUGUUGCCCUUCCCCGAGCCUUAUAUCUUGGUGUAUGCCAACGAUGCUGCCAUUUCUGAGCCGGAGAGUGUGGUAUCAAGCUUGCAGAGGCACCGGAAUUUCCCCAUUGGAGCUGUGCCUAGACCGGACGGCCAUAUCAAGGCUGCCCUUUCUACCGAACGGAGAAGGAAGCGCUCGGCUGGGGUCCUGCUGCCUCUGCAGAACAAUGAGCUUCCUGGGGCAGAAUAUCAGUAUAGGGAGGAUGGGGUAUGGGAGGAGAGAAAGCCUUACAAGACCCUUCAGACUCAGGCCCCAGAGAAGACUAAAAACAAAAAGAAACAGAGAAAGGGACCCCCCCAGAAGAGCCAGACUCUCCAGUUUGAUGAGCAGACCCUGAAGAAGGCCAGAAGAAAGCAAUGGAUUGAACCACGCAAUUGUGCCAGGCGGUACCUUAAAGUGGACUUUGCGGAUAUUGGCUGGAGUGAAUGGAUCAUCUCCCCCAAAUCCUUCGAUGCCUAUUAUUGCUCCGGAGCAUGCCAGUUCCCCAUGCCAAAGUCUUUGAAGCCAUCAAACCAUGCUACCAUCCAGAGUAUAGUGAGAGCUGUGGGCGUCGUUCCUGGAAUCCCUGAGCCUUGCUGUGUGCCAGAAAAGAUGUCCUCACUCAGUAUCUUAUUCUUUGAUGAGAAUAAGAACGUGGUACUUAAAGUGUAUCCUAAUAUGACAGUAGAGUCUUGUGCUUGCAGAUAACCUGGCAAAGAACUCAUCUGGGUGCUUAAUUCAAUCAUUACUUUAUUUAAUGGACUCUCCCCCCCCCCCACCCCCUUGUUUUGCACUGCCAAUGCAUUUCAUCCCAAAAGAUUUUUUAUAGUCAAAGAGAAUGAGCAGACAGACUGACGAUUUCCAUCAAGGAGAACUGGACUGUGUUUGUCUCUGAAUGUAACUAAAUGCAAGAUUUUCAUAACUAUGGACAUUUAUUUCUUUUUUUAAAAAAAUUCACAAAGGAAAAAUGAUCACUCAAACUCUUUUUCAGAGCUAUUAGAGGACACACUGAUUUAUUUUUGUAAGGAGCUUUGAAAAUAGGUUGGAAAAACACCAAUAGCUUAUCACUUAUCUCUACUCAUAGAGAAUAGAAAUUUUUCAUAUUUUGAAGUAGAUUUAUUGCCAUAGAUUCCUGAGCGACUCAGCAAGUGCUAAAUAACCCAACCAACUUUUAUGUUUAUCUUCAAAUCUGUUAAGACUCUUGUUUACCUGUGUUUUUCCUCCAUGUGUAAUUGUAUGAAUAGGUGAGUGGAGAGUGUGGGCUGAGUGUUAAGAGUAUAUGUAUGUGUGUACAUUGCCAGGUGCCUGUCCCCUCUCUAGGAAGGUUUGCUUAACAUGGUUUUAUAGUUCAGUCUACACAGGAUUCUUUGUGUUUUCCAUUUCAUGUUCUGGCAAGCACCAUUCAAUUAUAAGAACUUUACCAAAAAGGACAGAGUGAUCCAAGAGCAUAUGCAGAGAGUUACCACUUGGCCCAGCCAUUUAAUUUGAAAUACAGUUGUUUUCAUUUCGUUGCCUCCUAGAAAAGGGAACCUGCAGCCCACUUUUCAAAAACCCACAUGUACUUCCUCUUCUUUUUCACGAAUACCUUCAUUUGUUCUUUUAAAUUGAAUUCAAAAAUUCAAUUAAAUUUUUUAAAUUAAAUAAAAAUUUGGGUUCUCUUGAUAUGCUUUUACUUCUUAUGAAGCAAUCCAUAAAUGCCUGAGGCUCAAAAACGGAUGGAAUAUUGGAGGUUUCUUGAAAUGACCAAAUUAAUCACCAUCACGUGUUGAAUAUCAUUCUUCAGCCACGUCCAGGUCCAGGCACCUUUUCACAUGGAUCAAGGUUCAGCCAUGAAAUCUACUUUAGCAAAGCUCACUAAAAAUUAUUCACCAAAAAAAGGAAGUCAAAUAUAGACACUUUUUUUCCCCACUUCCAUUUGUCACAACUAUCCUCUUACACCUUGCCCUAAAAAACAUGUUUCAAAAAUCUCUCUCUCUCCGAAUUCGCAUGUGUGACAACGAUGUUUUCAGACCAUGGGUUGUUGUUGAUGUCCUAUCUGUGGCCAACCCUCCUCUUGGUUGAGUCUCCACUGAUGAGAGACAACUAAGCCAUUUCAGAGGCUGUGAAGUAUCAGAAGGCGUGGGGUUUUGUUCUGUCUCCACCUAUAGCUACCUAUCGUGGUUCAUCAUGUAAUAAAUAUUUAUUGAGCA